Messenger RNA from Penicillium lagena, 2415 nucleotides. Its product is annotated as ankyrin repeat and protein kinase domain-containing protein. Gene Ontology annotation, molecular function: protein kinase activity; ATP binding; protein binding. The transcript has 2 exons. Gene Ontology annotation, biological process: protein phosphorylation. The coding region runs from base 1 to 2415 and encodes 804 amino acids. The record is from RefSeq and is a predicted model, not a curated record. NCBI's taxonomy places the organism in Eukaryota, Fungi, Ascomycota, Eurotiomycetes, Eurotiales, Aspergillaceae.
AUGGGCAAGCUCUCCAGAAGUGGCUACAUGGAACACGAAACCAUCUACCUUCCAGCCGCCCUCGUGCCUACCGCCGAACGGCCUCGUAUCCCGCGAAAUAUCCUGGACAGUCUGAUUAAAUCUCGUCGACAAAUGAAGGUUUUUUGGGAAACUAUCCAUAGAGAUCUCAGUGAUGGUAUCUGCAAUAGGGGUGCUUCGAACGCUUUCAUUCCCUACCUGCGCCUCCAGAAAGUGUGGACUGGGAGGCGCCUGAACGAUUUUGUGGACGCCUUGCGCCUCGGAUUGGACGAUGGUCAAAUCGAAACCGUCAGAGAGACCCUAUUGCGGAUAAUAUCCAUUCUUAUUUAUAUCCACUGGGACAAAUGGCGGAAGUUUCGGGAGAUCUUUUUCGACAACCCCCGCGCUCUCUACCGUCGAGACGAAAAUAUUGCUAAGUUUACCUUGGAUGAGCUCGAGCAUGAGUCAUUCCUUGGUCCCUACUGGGCGGAGACCUUCUUGAUUUACCGAUGGAUCUUCUAUCCAGUGGAAUUGACGGAAGGUCAGGUGCAGUCAUGUACCAAGGAGAAGAGGCUGAUAUGGUGUGGUAACGAGGGAGGUGAUUGCAGCUGGGCACAUGAUGUUGCUGUCGCACGGAAACGGUUCGUCCGUGGAGGCUACCAACGUGAGAUCAACAAACUCGCCCUCAUUCGCGAAAGCCGGUCUACCCACGAGCGAAUUGUUCAAGAGCUUGCGACAGUCGUUGUUGGACAUGAGGUCAAUAUUCUCCUACCCUUGGCUCAAAUGGAUCUGGAAGUCUUCCUCGCGGGAGGUUAUAAAGAUAUGGACGCAAGGUGCGGCUUGGACGACCUGAUUUGCGAAGCCAAGGAAUUGGCUGGCGCUCUUGUCUUCCUUCACAAUGGUCUUCAGACCAACAGACCUCGGCAACAAGCUGUCUGCCACUUGGAUUUGAAACCCAAAAAUAUUCUGGUCUUCAAAGACCCCCACUCGCCUGGAACUGGAGUUUGGAAAAUCUCUGAUUUCGGCAUUGCGCGAAGUGCACAGCCCGUAUCAGGCGCCAUGACAGGCAUCGAAGGUGUGACUGGUCUUCGGUUCAUGGUGUCUCCACCAAAUGAAGUCCAUAGAGGGCCAUACCAAGGCCCCGAGUCCACCAGUACCAUCGGUUUAAAAAGCGAUAUUUGGUCCCUCGGAUGCAUCCUCUGUCGUGUUUUUGCUUUCGGAUUUGGCCCCGACGUUCUUCAAACCCUGGAUGAUUUAAGAGGCAGAUCGAAAGAUGGUGGUUGCUUCAAUGACGACUGGUUCUACCGAGGGGAUCCCCCAAUUCUGAACCCACACGUGGAAGAGUGGAUCGGAUCUCUGCCCGAUAAAUACUCGAAUUGCUACCGCCGAGAUUUCCUCGUGGCAAUCGGAGAUUUGCUGUUUUCAAUGCUCGAGAUUGAUAUUAACAAACGCCCUUCAGCGACUCGAGUGCAAGACAAGCUCAGCAAACUUCAAGACCUGGCAUCCAGUCUAGGCUCUCACUAUGCAGUUCCGCACCCACCACUAACACCACCAAGCAGUGAAAGCGUGUCUGAACUGACUACCAGGUCUUCGUCUUCGCCUCCCAUAGUUCUUGACAUAGGCUUUCUUGUCACUUUCAUCGAAUCCGGUGAUAUUAAACGAGUUGAGACCUGUCUUCAAGGCGAUGUCGAUGUGGAAGCAACUCAUAACGGCGAACGGCCUUUGAUCCAUGCUAUUAACCAGCAAAAUCCUUCGAUCAUACAGCUUCUUCGGAAUUACAGACGUAAUCUCGAUGUGGAAUCGCCGAGCUCGAAUCAGCAGACCCCACUGAUGCUAGCCAUCCACCAAGGUAAUGCAGACGUGGUCAGUGCCUUACUCGAGGCUAAGCCGUCCCUCGACAAGCUUUCAGCGGAAGGUCUAACUCCAUUGAUGGAGGCUGCAUUGCUCGGAUACCCCGACAUCGUCACCGCUUUACUGAAAGCCAAAGCACCCUAUAACAAACUAUCGAAGAGGGACGGCUUCAACUGCCUACAUUACGCCGUCCACAAUGACACGUGUGGAGGUGAAUUAAUUCUAGCUUUUAAAGGCUAUGCCGACUUCAAUGUUCAGUCACCAAGCAAUGAAACCCCGCUCAUGAUGCAUGCGAGGUACUUUGGCCGAUUCUUCCGGAAUGAAGGCCGUUGGCGGAGCAAGCUCGCUGCUUUAGUCGAUUGCGGAGCAGAAAUAAAUCAAGAGAUCUGUUGCGGAAUAUCACGAACAGUCUUGGAGCAGGCAGUGCGUGGAGAGAAUGUCCUGCUGGCACAGGAGCUUGUCGACCAAGGCGCGAUUUUGCCCACAGCCUUCUCAACCAAGGGCCUUAGCCGGCAGAUGAAAAGUGUUGUCAGAGAGGCGCAGACACAGGGUUUUCGGGCGAGGUAA